Ornithorhynchus anatinus (platypus) is the source of this 1207-nucleotide messenger RNA. It is a transcript of the gene PDCD6, whose product is annotated as programmed cell death 6. Bases 103 to 666 code for a protein of 187 amino acids. Gene Ontology annotation, molecular function: calcium ion binding. The transcript is spliced from 7 exons. NCBI's taxonomy places the organism in Eukaryota, Metazoa, Chordata, Mammalia, Monotremata, Ornithorhynchidae. The record is from RefSeq and is a predicted model, not a curated record.
GGCAGGACCGGAAGUGAGGGGGCCGGGCCGAGGGGAUCUGCCACCGCUGCGGCCCGCUGCUGUCCGACGUUGUCGCCGACCCCGGCCCCAUCAGCCUGGCCCAUGGCCACCUACCCUUAUCGACCGGGUCCCGGGGGCGGCCCUGGCCCCGGCGCCGCCGCCGCCCUCCCGGACCAGAGUUUCUUGUGGAAUGUCUUCCAGCGGGUUGAUAAAGACAGGAGUGGAGUAAUUUCUGACAAUGAACUUCAACAGGCACUGUCCAAUGGCACAUGGACUCCCUUUAAUCCAGUAACUGUCAGGUCAAUCAUAUCUAUGUUUGACCGGGAAAAUAAAGCAGGAGUGAACUUCAGUGAAUUCACCGGAGUCUGGAAAUAUAUCACGGAUUGGCAGACUGUCUUUCGAACAUAUGAUAGAGAUAAUUCUGGGAUGAUUGACAAAAAUGAACUAAAGCAAGCAUUAUCAGGUGUGACCUGGCCUUGCAAAGAUUCGAACAGGACUCUGAAAGUCAAAAGCAGAUAUUUUGGUACCUGGAUUUUGUCUUCUGAAUCUGCUACCGGCUGUCUGACCAGUUUCAUGAUAUCCUCAUUCGGAAGUUUGAUAGACAAGGAAGAGGACAGAUUGCUUUUGAUGACUUCAUUCAGGGCUGCAUUGUCUUGCAGAGGUUGACAGAUAUAUUCAGGCGCUAUGAUACAGAUCAGGAUGGCUGGAUUCAAGUGUCUUAUGAGCAGUAUCUUUCCAUGGUCUUCAGUAUUGUGUAACGCCCACCUUUGGAGAAGCUGAGUAUGACUGUUAUGGAAAAUGGACUGGAAAUGCCAAAUCUGUUAUCAUGUCUUGUAAUGAAGAGAUUUACUGAUGCAACUAGCUAUUGUUUUUUUUUCCUCUUAUGUUGUUUUCCUGGACAGAAUCAAAAUAUAUAUGUGCAAAGCUAAUUAAUAUUCUGUAAUAGCAAUUAGAGCAUUAGGUGUAACUAGGUUUUGGGUCCUGUUGUGCCAUUAAGCAGAUGUUACACUUUUCAAUAUCCAGCAUGGAAUGCAUCAUUUGUUUUUUGUGGAAAUGCUCAAUUCUGUAGGGGAAAUGCUUAACAGAGAUUUAGGAGUUAUGGACUUCCAGAUAAGGCUUUUCAUGUGCCUUACUUUUUUAAAGACUUGAUUAUAUUCAUUUUAAAAUGGAAUGUAAGCAAUAAAGUGAAUGGUACAGAUGCUACAAA